AUGGCAGAAGACAAACAGAGUCUGAUUAGAUCUCUGAUCAGUCAGUAUAUUGUGUCCGUAGACGUUUCGGAUAUCGAGCUGGAAGCGUCCUCCAAGUCAUUGGCAGAGUAUCUGCAGUCCGGUGAGAUCUCACUACUGGAGUUCAUCAAGUUGCUGGGUCCUCAUCUGACUGAUGAUGGCGAUAAGCUUCGUUCGAGCUCAGUUUCAUGUCUUGUUGAUACUUUAAGGCUUGUUUCGCCACUGAAGAGAAACGAUCUCUCGGUGUUGACCGACUUUCUUCUUUCGAAACUUACUGAUGAACCAUGCACUUUGGAGGCACUCAGGGGACUCACCAUUCUGGUGGGGAAACCGGGAUUCCAAUUUGCACAAGUUGCUAAUAUCUUGAACUCGGUACGUGAUCAUUAUGAUUCCAAGAAGCACCUGGCUAAGGUAAGAUAUUGGUCCUUCGAACUGCUCAAGGCCAUUCUUACCAAGUUCGAAGACCAAUUGAUUGUGGCCCUCAAUGACGAGUUUAUCGACUCUUUCUUGUACAUAUCGGCCAAUGAGAAAGAUCCAAGGAAUCUGAUACUUUCCUUCGGUCUCAACACACAUAUUUCAUCGAAGUUCGACAUUGAGACCAAAUCUGCCGAUCUGUUUGAUGCUGCCUUUUGUUACUUUCCCAUCUCCUUCAAGCCACCUGCAAACGAUCCUUACAAAAUCACACCGGAACAACUGAAAGAAGCCCUGAGGUCGGUUAUAGCUGCCAAUUCUGCGUUUGCCAAGGACGCUCUCCCAUCUCUAAUUGAGAAGCUGAGCUCCACAGCCCCUUCUGUGAAACUAGAUACCCUAGAAACUAUCAACAGGUGUGUUCUCAGCUACGAUGAAGCCACAAUUGAGGAAUACUGGCUAUCUGUUUGGAAUUCGCUGAAGUUUGAGAUAUUGCAUGCUGAAGUCGCUAGUGUUAAUAGCAUGGAUGAUCUGAUCCAGUAUUACACGAACGCCGAGAACGAAGAGGAAAAAGUGAUUCCGCUUGUUCUCACUGUGUUCAAGUCAUUGGGAGGGAGAUUUUCUGGUCAGAACGAGGCCGGACUCAGAGACUAUAUCUCUGUGGUGGUGAACGAACUGGGCAAGUUCUUGACAACUCCGGAUCACAAACAGGCCAAACAGUCUGCGAUCAUUUUGAGUGCAAUUGCCAGUGCCAAUGUGCAUGUUUUCAACCUUGUAAUAAGCACUUCGUUCCCGUUUUUGUUGCAAGCAUUGGAGGACGAUGCUUCUCCAUGGACCAUAUCCAAACAGAGAUCUAUGAUCACCAACGUCUCGUUCGUGCUUGAUUCAUACGACUCGUUAUUUACCAAACAGAGCAACGUUAUCGAUCCAGAAACUAAUGCCUUGUUUCAGUACAAAUCUGAAAUCCUCAUGCUUUUGACAAGAUCUCUCGGGGCCUCGUUAAAGGUUGAGGUUUCGCUGCGUUGCCUGGCAAUCAAAACUAUCGGGAAGAUCGUCAACUUGAAGAGUCUCCUUAAUCUUGAAGAGGGAAAGUUAUUGGUCCAAAGUCUGACAGAGGUGCUGCUAGAAGAUGACAAUCCAAACACGUUUGGUGUUGCUGUGGGUGGCUUGAAAGAGGUUGCGAGAAUCAGACCUAGCCUCAUAGUCGAGGUCACUCUUCCCCAGCUGCUAGCUCUUCUUCCAGACGAAGAAACCACCAAGUUCCAGGCCAGCUCCAAUAAGUGCAUUGAUAACGAGACGAAAGUGUUGCAGGUAAUUGCCGAGAUUUCCGAGAAUAAAGAGAUCUUGGAUGUUGUCAUGAUCAGAAUUCUGAGUAAGAUGUCGGUGUUACUCAAAUCAAGCACUUCUGUUAGUGAUGUGAGGGCCAUUUUAAAAGCCUUGGAGACCAUACUGAAGAAGUCAGAAGCUUUUCCCGGAAUGUCAACCAACGACUAUCUCCGCAAGUUCAUCCCCCAGUUCCUGUAUCUUGUUCUUGAUGGUAUUUUCAUCAACAGCUCCUCGCCGAUAUACCAUGAUAACAUCUCUUUGGAGAUCGCAGGUACUGUGGUGAAAGUUAUCAUUACCGGUAGUGAUCUCACCCUUCAUCAGAAGGUUUUGGAUGAAUUCAUGGACCUUUUGGUCCUGAAGAAAGGAUUCUCGUUACUGUCAAAACCUUUAAGCUCACCUAUAGACGUUUUUGCCAAAGGUAAUGAGAGUGCUGCACCGCUGUUGUCCAAAGUGUUCGCUGCAACUGACAAAGCUACGACCUUACCCCUCACAACAACAGACCUGAGUGAUAGAGUCAUUUCAGCUCUGGAGACCGAGACUGAUAUUUUUACGAGGCAAUGUUAUCUUCAAAUUCUAAGUUUGGUCAUCAACAAGUGGUUUGAUUCGAAUGACGAUGACUAUUUACGCUUGAAGUGUACAUCGUUCAUGAGCACGAUUUCUGGAAGCGAGGAUCUGGCGCAACGUUCCAAGCAUCUUGAGCUUUUGGUGUGGUCCACUAAAGCACUUGUGAUGAAGAAUGACAAAUAUGCUCACGAAAUCUUGGAAUAUUUGGUUUCUCUAUUAGAAGUGCCCGAACUGGCAAAUGUGGCACCCAAGGCGUUUGAGAUUUUGGUAGCGGAUGUGGAGUGUUUUGAUGCUUAUAAAAAGGCAGGAGCCACCUCGAAAGCUCUUCCAUUUGCCAAGAAGGCCGCAGUGUUCAACAUAUCGACGAGUCCUUUAUACAAACAAAGGUUCUUCAACACUUUGAUUCCAAAGUUGAUUGCAGGGUCCAACAGGGGUGGAGACCAAAAGCGCACAUUUUUGAUUACCCUCAGUCUUAUAGCGAAAUAUGCAGACAAAGCCAUUAUUGUUCCUCAUCUGGAAGAAAUCACGCCAUUACUUUUGCAAUCGCUUGAAAUUCCUAACGAUAAGAUCCGUUCUUCGAGUCUUGUGAUCUUGGAAAUUGCCAUUGCUGAGUACCCAGCCCUGAUCAAGAAGCAACUCCAAACGUUGAUUCCCAGACUGUUGGAUUUGGCACAGCCAGAUACUCAUACGGGUGAAGAGGUGAAGAUUAAUACGCUGAAGUGUUUACUGGGACUUACCAUCAACGAAAAAAUCGGCUUCGUUGCGCUGAUGCCCUACAAGACAGGCGUCAUCCGGAACCUGCUUCCCACACUGGAUGACAAGCGGAGAAGUGUUCGCAAAAUGGCUUCUGAUUGCAGACAGCAAUAUUACGAACUUGCCCAAGGAUCUGAGAGUUAA
Kuraishia capsulata CBS 1993 is the source of this 3213-nucleotide messenger RNA. RefSeq lists its product as uncharacterized. The record is from RefSeq and is a predicted model, not a curated record. Gene Ontology annotation, cellular component: cytosolic [4Fe-4S] assembly targeting complex. The transcript has a single exon. Bases 1 to 3213 code for a protein of 1070 amino acids. Gene Ontology annotation, biological process: iron-sulfur cluster assembly. NCBI's taxonomy places the organism in Eukaryota, Fungi, Ascomycota, Pichiomycetes, Pichiales, Pichiaceae.